AUGGCAACUCAAGCCGCCGGGAUCUUCAGCUCCGCCAUAACAACCGCCGCGACCUCCGGCGUUAAAAAACUCCACUUUUUCUCAACAACCCACCGUCCCAAAUCCCUCUCCUUCUCCAAAACCGGAAUCCGCGCCGAGAAAAAAGAAUCCGCCGCCCCAGCCGCACCCGUGAAAGAAGCUCCGGUGGGAUUCACCCCGCCGCAGCUAGACCCAAACACACCGUCUCCGAUCUUCGCGGGAAGCACCGGCGGUCUUCUCCGUAAGGCCCAGGUGGAAGAGUUCUACGUCAUCACAUGGAACUCGCCGAAAGAACAGAUCUUUGAGAUGCCGACAGGAGGUGCGGCGAUCAUGAGGGAAGGUCCGAAUCUGUUGAAGCUAGCGAGGAAAGAACAGUGCUUGGCUUUGGGGACGAGGCUUAGAUCCAAGUACAAGAUCACUUACCAGUUCUACAGAGUGUUUCCGAACGGCGAGGUUCAGUAUCUUCACCCGAAAGAUGGUGUUUACCCGGAGAAGGCGAAUGCAGGAAGGGAAGGCGUUGGUCUCAACAUGAGAUCGAUUGGGAAAAAUGUUAGUCCCAUUGAAUUUCGGACUCGCCGUCUUUCCAUCAAUUGCUCCUUCGUUAGACUCUUCGUCUCUGCAGUAGCCAUAGCCGUAGCCAGCUCAGUUGAGCUCACGAUCGCCUUGUUGGCUAAUCGUAUUCUCUCAUUCGGCUCGCGUCUUCUCGAUUUUGCCAACGUUGCUGUGGAAUCGCUCUCCCGUUUCACAUUUUCAUCUCCUGUUACAUCUCGGCUGAUGUCAUUGUGA
Messenger RNA from Microthlaspi erraticum, 804 nucleotides. The record is from the annotation of a GenBank genome assembly. NCBI's taxonomy places the organism in Eukaryota, Viridiplantae, Streptophyta, Magnoliopsida, Brassicales, Brassicaceae.